CCCCCCCCCCUGGAGACAUAAGCGGUGCUGCAGGUGCCCGGGAUUGGCACGGUAUUAGGGGUGCCCGGAGUAUCAGCAUCAGCUUCUCCUCCUCCCAGUCCUGCGCAUCAUUCUCGCUGGCUCUGCCCCCUCCUCCAAUUGGCGCUCGGUGCGACUGUUACUAAGGCAGUUUCUCUGCUCCCUCAGCCUCCUCCGCCGACCCUGCCGCCGCAAGUGCGAAGCUUCUCAGUGCGACCAGUCUUACCCGACGCCCUGGCUUUUUUUGUGUGGGUGCGGGGAUGGGCACAGCAAGGCCCUGGCACCCUUAUGCCCUGGAAUCCAGCCUCCUGAGACCGCACCCUCACUGCUCCCCCCCAGGCUGGGUGUAAUGCCUCCCAAAUAACCUCCCUACCCAUCAGCACCACCACCUGGGGGGGCAGCCUGUCCUCCUGCCGAUCUGCACAUGUGAUGCCCAUGUAGUGCCCCCCUUCAGCCCACCGUGAUGGCACAGACUGGAGUCAAGCGACAGAAAGCGCAUGUUCUGGGAAUCUGUAUCAAAACCUGCUUUCUGCCUUUUUUCGUGGUUUCAGUCUGUGGAGAAGAGAAGUCCUUCAUAGUGGAGCGCUGGUUGAAAACAUAUGGCUAUUUGCUUCCGUACGACAUCAGAAUAUCCAUCUUACAAUCAGGAAAAGCUAUGCAGUCGGCCGUCUCAGCAAUGCAGCAGUUCUACGGGAUUCCGGUGACCGGAGAGCUGGACCAAAUGACCAUUGAGUGGAUGAAGAAGCCUCGCUGUGGAGUUCCUGACCAUCCUCAUUUAAGCCAUAGAAGAAGGAAUAAGAGAUAUGCACUAACAGGACAAAAGUGGAGGCAAAAGCACAUUACAUACAGUAUACACAACUAUACCCCUAAAGUAGGAGAGCUUGACACCAGGAAAGCGAUCCGUCAGGCGUUUGACGUGUGGCAGAAGGUGACUCCUCUAACAUUUGAAGAAAUUCCCUACUCAGAGAUCAAAAAUGAAAGGAAAGAGGCGGAUAUCAUGAUAUUUUUUGCUUCUGGUUUUCAUGGAGACAGUUCUCCGUUUGAUGGAGAAGGCGGAUUCCUGGCACACGCUUACUUUCCUGGCCCGGGUAUAGGAGGAGAUACACAUUUUGACUCUGAUGAACCUUGGACUCUUGGGAACUCCAAUCAUGAUGGAAAUGAUCUGUUCCUAGUUGCUGUCCAUGAGCUUGGCCACGCCUUAGGAUUGGAACAUUCCAAUGAUCCCAGUGCAAUCAUGGCUCCUUUCUACCAGUACAUGGAAACUCAUAAUUUCAAGCUUCCCCAGGAUGAUUUACAGGGAAUCCAGAAAAUCUAUGGGCCCCCUGCAGAAACCAUGGAGCCGACCAGACCUCUUCCCACUCUCCCACCACGACGGAUCCAUUCCACCUCUGAAAGGAAACAUGAAAGGCAGCCAAGGCCCCCACGACCGCCUCUCGGAGACAAGCCACCCAGUACAGGCUCCAGGCCAAAUAUAUGUGAUGGAAAUUUUAAUACCGUGGCUCUCUUUAGAGGAGAAAUGUUUGUUUUUAAGGAUCGUUGGUUUUGGCGCCUUCGUAACAACAAGGUACAGGAAGGUUACCCAAUGCAGAUUGAACAGUUCUGGAAAGGACUCCCACCUAAAAUAGAUGCAGCUUACGAACGAUCGGAUGGCAAGUUUGUUUUUUUCAAAGGAGACAAGUACUGGGUCUUUAAGGAGGUCACAGCUGAGCCAGGUUAUCCCCACAGCCUUGUAGAGCUGGGAAGCUGUCUCCCGCGGGAAGGAAUAGACACGGCCUUGCGCUGGGAGACCUUUAGCAAAACCUACUUCUUUAAGGGAGACCGAUACUGGAGAUACAAUGAAGAAAAAAGAGUAGUAGAUUCAGGGUACCCCAAGCCAAUCACAAUAUGGAAAGGAAUUCCAGAAUCACCUCAAGGAGCUUUUGUGAGCAAAGAAGGAUCAUACACAUAUUUCUAUAAAGGAAGAGAGUAUUGGAAAUUUGAUAACCAAAGGCUAACUGUGGAGCCAGGCUACCCCCGUUCGAUUGUCAAAGACUGGAUGGGCUGUAACCAAAAAGAAGUCAAAAACAGUAAAGACCGCCAACUGCCUCACGACGAUGUGGAUAUUAUGGUCACCAUCAACGACGUGCCCAGUACAGUAAACGCUAUAGCCGUGGUCAUCCCAUGUAUAUUGUCCUUGUGUAUCCUCGUCUUGGUAUAUACUAUAUUCCAAUUUAAGAACAAAGGGGUCCAACAGAACGUAACCUAUUAUAAACGUCCGGUGCAAGAGUGGGUAUGACAUGACCUGGAAUGUUUUUUUUGGAUUAUUUUUAGUUUAAAUGAGGGCUAACAGGAUGCUGGGAUCAGAAGUCCAGGACCAUCAGUCAGACUUUACUGCAGAUCACAUAAAUAACGAUCCCAGUGUUACCAGUAAGGAGGGACACCGCUCAGUACGUAGGUGGCCUUAAACAGUGGAACUUCUUCCAUUCUUACUGCCUCAUACCAAUCUUUUUCUAGUGUGCCAUUUUUAAGGAUCACAUUGUGAGCUGGAGAUUCCAUUGCUGGAAUUUCUUGUCAAAACUGGACGGAAUUAUCUGGCUGAGAACACAUCUCCAAACCAGCUUUCUCCACCGAAGUUUGAUAUUUCUUAAUGAACUUGUUUUUACUGACACGAAACGAUGCGUGUUAUUCCAGUAUGGCUCAGAACGAUCACUGCAAUAUAUCUGAGCAAAGAACAAUGAGGCGUGGGUCCUUUUUACCCUGAGAUAAGGCACAAAGACUAGCACAUCAGGGAACCAGAUGUUUUUAAAUGCACAAAAAGGAACUCACUCCAGUUUUUUUUUCCAAUCCCUGCUGGUCAGAAUUAUUACAUACAGUGGUUGUUAAAUAUAGAUUAUUGAAUUUGGAAUGAAACUGCUUGCCUAAAGAAAUUGUUAUGAGAGUCACCAAAUGAUGUCUGUCUUUCAGGGUUUCCAUCUCUGACAUCAGAGAAUAGAGGAUUUAAAAAAAAAAAAAUCAUAUUCACCCUUGACGAUAUCUGGUUUAUGUUGUAUUCAUGUAGAAGCAAGAAAGCGAAAUAAAAAUUCAAAAUCAAAACACGGCAUUGUGGAGUUAUGACAAGUAAGAAUAAACUCGUAACAAUGUCUGAUUGCAGUUUUAGUGUUAAGUACUGUAUUAAAAACACUCUACUUUUCAAAGGGAAUGUUCACAUUUUAUGUAAGAAGAAGUUGGUCUCAACGCAAUGCUGGUUUUUAUUUACAAGGAAAAUUCUAAACCUCUGCCAUUUUUGAUUUCAGAGCUACUUCUGCAUUUUACUAAGAUUUUAUUUAAUACGUGGGUGCUCCAGGAGUGUCAUUAUUAGAAGUAGUAUUCAGCUUAGUCCGAGAACAUGCUGGAGGGUGUUUUCUAGAACAAAGGUAUAAGGUCUGUGUGUAUGUCAUGCAUAUUAUAUCUGGAUGGGUAAAAUGGAGUGCAAUUUAGAAUGUCAGUGUUGAUGCAUGUGAGUGGCACAAUCGAGCUUGCCUCUCUAUAGCCGUGCUGUAUUCUAUUUUGUAGGCUAGUAAUUGUCAACCUGGAGCAGUUUCAGAAUGACCACUUACCUGCAUUCAGAUUGCACGUAAAUGUCACAGGUUGAUGGUCACGGCUUGAGGCCACCUAUUGGGUACAAUGACCCAUUCAUAUAGUGUACGUGGGCAAAUCGUAGACAUACCAGCUGCUUGGCUCAGGGAACAUCAAAUUGGCUCUUUUGAGGUGACAUUUUAAACAGAAAGUGGUUGUAGAGGAAGGUAGAGCUCCAAAAUAAGUGCAUGUGGCAGGGAUCCCCAACCUUUAGAACCUGUGAGCAACAUUCAGAAGUAAAAGGAGUUGUGGAGCA
Messenger RNA from Xenopus laevis (African clawed frog), 3868 nucleotides. It is a transcript of the gene mmp24.S, whose product is annotated as matrix metallopeptidase 24 S homeolog. The transcript has 9 exons. The record is from RefSeq and is a predicted model, not a curated record. Bases 482 to 2293 code for a protein of 603 amino acids. NCBI's taxonomy places the organism in Eukaryota, Metazoa, Chordata, Amphibia, Anura, Pipidae.